Eimeria acervulina is the source of this 855-nucleotide messenger RNA. RefSeq lists its product as hypothetical. The record is from RefSeq and is a predicted model, not a curated record. The transcript has a single exon. Lineage: Eukaryota; Apicomplexa; Conoidasida; Eucoccidiorida; Eimeriidae. Bases 1 to 855 code for a protein of 284 amino acids.
AUGCCGAGAAACCCAGAUAAUUUGCAUCAUCAUUUAAUGCAAAUGCUUGCAAAUGAACCAGUGGGAGAAAUAAAAGCUGAUGAUGCACUUAUGUUACCAUCUCUAGGGCCCCCUCUCCCGGCGUCAACGACGACAGACGCGGACGGAAACUUGAAUGCGUGGGUUUCGGGUGUACAUACACCUCAGGGCGACUCGGUAGCUUCCUCGCGAUCCAGCCUUCUAGCCCAAAUACCAUCUUCUGAAGUAUUUGUUGAAGGUGUUUUGCAGCCAUUAGCGGGGGAAUCCGUCUUCUUUGGAGGUCCAAUCGAGAGGGAGGCCCUUGCACACGUUCGGCGGCUGCAGUCUGUUCCUGUGUCGUACUUAGAAGUAGAUAAGUUUUUGUGUUCUGUUGAGAGUUUCGCUUGUCGAUUCAACAAAGAAAGUCAAUUGCUGGAGAUUGCGGAGGGGCAAAUGGACGGUACGGUUCGCUAUUUCUACAGAAAACGCAUGCAAAUGCUCUUCCCAGGCCGACAGAGAGAUUAUCAAACGCUGGUGGAGUUGAUGCUGCGCCUCUUAUGCCUAGGAAACCCCGAGACUUUCUUAAGGAGGGAGUUGCGGGGGGCUCCCCCCCACAAGGCCUUGAAGUUAUACGUUGAAUUAGGGCUGUUGCACGACGCGUACACCCGACUGUGUGAACGUACAAACACCGAAAUAAAAAGAACGGAGGAAUCCUUAGCUCAAGAAUUUCUCAGCAGACUUCCCAACAGAUUGGCGGAACAAACGCGCAGAGUUGUGAGGAAUGUACCCUCUCCUAAUCUCUUCGCUUAUGCAGUUGUGGCGCGUACAGUGGACAGCCAUUUGAACGGCAACUGGUAA